Messenger RNA from Caenorhabditis bovis, 1884 nucleotides. The record is from the annotation of a GenBank genome assembly. NCBI's taxonomy places the organism in Eukaryota, Metazoa, Nematoda, Chromadorea, Rhabditida, Rhabditidae.
AUGGGCUUCUCGCACAUUCUCGUGUGCGUCGUCGUCGCCGGCGCACUAUCGGCGGCCGGCGCGUUUCAAGACCCGAAAUUCGCGUUGCUGAAUAUUCGAGUGCACGACGAGCAGGCGUUGCACAUCCUCCAACAACUUCAACUCAAUGAUUACAAAUACGAGCUCGACUUCUGGAAGAUGCCGUCGGCGAGUUCGCGCGAAGCCGACGUGAUGGUGAAGCGCGGCAAACCCGAACAAUUUCUGCGUCGAAUUCUCGAGUACGCCAACGUGAGCGUUUCGACGGCCGUGUCCGACGUCGAGAAGUUGAUCGUUCGCAACGAGGGCACGACGUCGACGAAGCGUCCAUCGAGCUUCCUCAAGUUCCUGCACGACGACCCAAUACUGGACAGCGAACCGGAUUUGGACUACACAAAAGUCGGCACACUCAAAAAGGCGAAAUAUCCAUUCGGCGACUACGCCUCGUACGCCGAAAUGGUCAAAUUCAUGAGGACCAUCGAGUUCUAUUAUCCGAAGCUGGCGAAAAUCAUUCGAAUCGGAAGCACACACGAGGGACGACCGAUUGAAGGAUUGCGGAUUGGCGCCAAAUCAUCGACGAGCAAACGAGCUGUCUGGGUCGACGGCAACAUUCACGCGCGCGAAUGGGCCAGCAGUCACACCGCGUUGUACUUCAUCAAUCAGCUGGUUUCCGAGUACGAGAAGGAUGCGAUCAUCACCCAUUAUCUCAACACCCUCGACUUCUACAUUGUGCCGUGCAUCAACGCCGACGGUUUCGAAUAUACACGCUCGUCGCCGAUACCGACAGUCCGUUUGUGGCGCAAGAAUCGGAGCCCCGAAGUGUGUCGAGCAUCGUUGUGGGGCGGCGAGAAGUGCUGUCGCGGUGUCGAUCUGAACCGGAAUUUCCGGUUCCACUGGGCUGAGAGGGGAUCGUCGUUCGAGCCGUGUUCGAACAUCUACCACGGCGAGGAUGUGUUCAGCGAGCCCGAGACCCAAGCGGUUCGCAAUUUUCUCAACAGCAAUGAGAUGAAGGGACGAGUCGACGCGUUCAUUACGUUGCACUCAUAUGCCCAACUUUGGAUCUAUCCGUACAGUCACGAAGAGCAAAGCUAUCCGGAGGAUAUUGGGGAUCUGAGGAAGGUGGCGAGAAGGGCCAUCAAUCGUCUCGCGCGGGUUUACGGCACAAAUUUUCGAAUGGGCACCGGUGCUGACACGCUAUCGCCGGCUGCCGGCGGCUCUGACGACUGGGCGAAAUCGACGCUCAACGUGAAAUAUGUGUACCUCAUCGAGUUGCGACCUCAAAUGGAAUUAUCGAAUGGAUUCAUUCUUCAUAAGAAGGAGCUGAUUCCGACGGCUGUCGAAACAUUCGAGGGGUUCCGAGAGGUCGUUGACGCCGUUCUUCUUCUGAACAACGCCACCGCACCGACGGCAACCGCCGUCCAUCAUCGCAAGACAAUUAGCGAUUUGCAAAUGCGCAAGCAGCAAUAUCGUAUGAGGCUUUUGGCAUCUCAGAAUAAUAAUAAAGCAGCGACUAGAAGGACGGUUCCAACUACUACGACUACUAGGAUAUCGUCUACCACAACAACGACGACGUUCAAGACAACAACAACAACGGAAGGCUUGACGACCAUGUCGAGCACGCGCGCGCGUCCGACGCCGCCCAAGGCCCCUCCAAUGAUGACGACGACUGCCAUCACAAAAUCGACGUAUGGGUUCUACACGGCCACUAAGCCGUCAGCGUUUUUGGAUCCCGAGUGUCGAGACAUGAGAUACUCGUGUGGGUUCUGGCUGAAGAACAACAAAGAAGUCUGUGUUGAGCAGGAGCAAUUCAUGCGGGCACAAUGUGCCUAUACUUGCAAAUUCUGUACCUCAUUCAUCAAACGCCAUUAA